UUAGAAGUGCAGUUCAGUCCUGAAUCUACAGCCUGAUUUGUAGUUAAACACGGCCAGGCGGACCGCUCUGUACACUCUUGGGGUGAAGGGAACUAAGAGACAGAAACACACCACUAAUGUCCGUAGAGAAGAUGGAGACAACAGCCAGUGUGUCCAAUGGAGCAGGGCCUGUAUAUGAGGGAAAAGAAGAUGCUCUCAGUCCUGAGGAUCUGUCUGAGGUGCUGGCAGCUGGGACCAAGGAGGUUCACGAAAAGGCUGAGAACACCCAGUUUGUGAAAGACUUCCUCAGGGGACGCAUCCGCAAAGAGCUCUUCAAGCUUGGUGCCGUGGCGCUCUACUACACGUAUACAGCCAUGGAGGAGGAGAUUGAAAGGAACAAAGAGCACUCCCACUUUGCCCCUCUGUAUUUCCCGACAGAGCUGCACCGCCACGAGGCCCUGGCCCGUGACCUCGAGUACUUUUAUGGCCCCGACUGGCAGAGCCAGGUCCGCUGCUCCCAGGCCACCCAGCACUACGUGGACCGCAUUCAUCAAGUAGGCCAGGAGGACCCGGUUCUGCUGGUGGCCCACGCGUACACCCGCUACAUGGGGGACCUGUCCGGGGGGCAGGUGCUGAAGAAGGUGGCGCAGAGAGCCAUGAAGCUGCCGUCCACGGGGGAGGGCCUCGAAUUCUACCAGUUCGAUGGCAUCCAUAGCGCCAAAGCAUUCAAGCAGCUGUACCGUAGUCGGAUGAACGAGCUGGAGCUGGACAUGGAAAUGAAGAAGAGGCUGGUAGACGAGGCUGUCAAGGCCUUUCAGUUCAACAUGGAGGUGUUCGAGGAGUUGGAAGAGAUCGGUAAAACCAUCCAGGAGGACGUGUUGGACGCUGGCAUGCCAGUCCAUGGAGCAAUGGGUGGAGACAUCAACAAGUGUCCCUACUAUGCUGUCAAAACGGCGGCGUCUGGUGGAACGGCGUACGCCUCCCAGCUCGCCAUGGCUGUCCUCCGACACCCGACCGGACAGGUGCUGCUCGCUACGUGGUUCGCCGCUCUGGCCGGAUUGGCUGCGUGGUACCUGAUGUGAUCCGGCCUGCUGCUGUCAGAGAAAGGGAGGAGAACGGACUGUAAGGAGUGCUAGAAAAGCUCCAUCCAGUCGUAGACCAUUUCGUAGUUUCACACAAACAUUCUGAACAGGUCCAAGUUUAUUUUAUGUUACGUGUCUGACCUAAACGUGGAACCCGAUUCUUGUCGAAUGGAAUUCCCGUAAAAUGAUCCGUAGGACCAUUUAGGUCGUCGCCUCCAGCCAUCCACCCAUUAAGCUCCGCCUUGUUACCAUUCAUCCUCCUGUCUUUUUAUUUCUCUACCUCCUCUGCACUAUCCCUCCAUCCUUCACACUUCCAGUGUGGAAGCGCACGAUGCUAACACCUAAUUUAUUGUGACGUUACAUUGCCUCCCAAUUUAAAAAUGUACCUGCCAGGUUGAGAAGCAUGGUGACGUAGAGGCUGCCCAUGUGUAAUUAAACGGUGACAAUUCGUUAACUGUGAUGAAUGGAUUAUCGACAUUCAUUCAUGGGGAAACAUACUAUGCAUAUGGUAUGCAUGGCGUGAGUAUAAUAGCACAGUGUGUCUUUGCUGGGCAGACUGCUGAGUUGAUGUUGAAUGAGGCCUUUAUUUUAUAAUCUUAAUUUGACCAGAGAGAAAGGAAGUAAUGUAUGAGUCAAUAAUACUACAGUAUUUUUUUUUUCACUUCUACACAUUGAUUGAAGUUCCAACGACAACAUUAAAACACAGUGCAGUUCUGUUCCUUUUUUUUAAAUGCAUGAUCACAUUUCACGAUUCAAACAUUGCCUCAAAUAUUUCCUCAUCGUUUGUACAGGUCGUACUAUGAGACGGGUGAUAGAAUAACAAUACAGCACACCUACACUUCAACAAGUGUACGAUUAAUAAACACCUUUCAGUGAUUAUACCACGUAUUUCAAGCUCUACUAAUGCAUGUUCAAAUGUACUAUGUCUCUGUUUCUGAAUUAUAUGAUAUGGCAUCUUGUAUUUAUGAAUAACAAACUGCCUGUUGUAUAUGCAUACCUUAACUAUACAAGAUGGAUGAUUCUGUUUGACCUGCCACAGGAGCCUAUAUUAGGACAAAGGGGUUCACAGAUGUGAUUGCAGCUGUUUUAAAAGGAAAUAAUAUUUUUUUUCUAAUGUCAAAGAUUGUCUAUAUGAAGGCUAAAUGUCUAGGGUGGUUUAUGAAGAACUAGGUGAGGUACUUAUAUGUAUGUCCUUUAGCAGCCCAGUUCUUGCUUACGUAUCCAUUUGUUAUGGAUAUACCAGCAUGCAUCAUCACUAAAACUACGUAACCGUAAUUCAUUUUGUGUUCAUGCUGUAAGCGUGGGAUCAACUUUCCCAGUAAUGCACAACCCUGUCCUUUAAACACAGAUGAGGAGGAAUAUAUUGUUCCGCGUGGACUGUUUUGCAGUGUAUUAAGAAGCUUCCUGUGCUUUGUGUAUUUGCACAUGUUCUCACAUAAUGUACAGUUUGGCUGCACGGUAUUCUUUCAUUAGAAAAAGUCAUUGAGAGUCUAGCAGGCAUGGAGACCGAUGUGAUGACGCGGUUGAGAGUCUCAGGUUAAUGUUGAAGGCAGAUGGCAAAACAAUGGAGGAAAAGUACAGGGACCGCUUUAGCUCAAUGGCCAUGUUUUAUUUUUCGAUGCCAGUGUGAUGUGUCAAAAUGCUGCAGUGCAUUUGGGAUGUACUGAGGGGAAGAUUUCUAUACAUCUCGGGAGAUUUGGUCAUUGAUUUAACCUUAGAUUACACAGAGUGGGAUGCGUGACUAAUUCAUUUUGAUUUAGACUUUGGUUUUAUUAACUCUGCUCUUAAUCCCUUCGUGUGUCCAACUGGACAAAGCUUUAUAGUGUUUUGCGAGAACUCUCCCAUUGUAUGAGAGUGAAACCCCAGGAGUGUGUUGUGCCGUCUAUAAUGAAAUAAAUCCUCUUUUCCUGUUCACUGAAAUGAAGGUGAUUCAUUGGGACUGGUGUUUUGAAAUUGCAAUAAAAAUCUUAAAUGAU
Anarrhichthys ocellatus (wolf-eel) is the source of this 3037-nucleotide messenger RNA. RefSeq names its product heme oxygenase 2b (gene hmox2b). Gene Ontology annotation, molecular function: heme binding; heme oxygenase (decyclizing) activity. Lineage: Eukaryota; Metazoa; Chordata; Actinopteri; Perciformes; Anarhichadidae. The transcript has 6 exons. Gene Ontology annotation, biological process: heme catabolic process; heme oxidation; response to oxidative stress. Bases 117 to 1061 code for a protein of 314 amino acids. The record is from RefSeq and is a predicted model, not a curated record.